Messenger RNA from Nerophis lumbriciformis (worm pipefish), 2907 nucleotides. RefSeq names its product caspase-8-like. Gene Ontology annotation, biological process: proteolysis; regulation of apoptotic process. The record is from RefSeq and is a predicted model, not a curated record. Gene Ontology annotation, molecular function: cysteine-type endopeptidase activity. NCBI's taxonomy places the organism in Eukaryota, Metazoa, Chordata, Actinopteri, Syngnathiformes, Syngnathidae.
AGUCUUUGUCAAUGUGCAUGUGCGGCAAGAUGGGUGAGUGGACGAGAAAACAAGCCCGUGUCAAAGGAAAGGUUGCAGCCUUCGGAUUCAUUUUGCCGGUUCAUUGUUCAGAUGUGGACACGUAAAGUAGUUCAAGUGUACACACACCAGGCUGUACUGCAUCAAAAAGCGACAUCGGUGUGUAAAGGAUAUCACCACAUGGGCUCAGGAACACUUCAGAAAAGCCACUGUCAGUAACUACAGUUGGUCGCUACAUCUGUAAAUGCAAGUUAAACUCUCCUAUGCAAGUCGAAAACCGUUUAUCAACAACACCCAGAAACGCCGUCGGCUUCGCUGGGCCUGAACUCAUCUAAGAUGGACUGAUGCAAAGUGGAAAAGUGUUCUUUGGUCUGACGAGUCCACGUUUCAAAUUGUUUUUGGAAACUGUGGACGUCGUGUCCUCCGGACAAAAGAGGAAAAGAACCAUCCGGAUUGUUCUAGGCGCAAAGUUGAAAAGCCAGCAUCUGUGAUGGUAUGGGGGUGUAUUAGUGCCCAAGGCAUGGGUAACUUACACAUCUGUGAAGGCGCCAUUAAUGCUGAAAGGUCCAGCAUGUCAGCCAAAGACACAACGAGAAACAGAAAAAUAUUCCUCCAGACCACGUUGUGCGGGGACUACAGGUUGAUCCUCAACAAAGUUCUCGAGAACAAACUCGUGACGACCCGCGAGUACAACAAUCUUAAAUCCAUCUGCAAAGAGAACGUAGAAGGCCAUGUGGUGGAACUUGUGGAUAAAAUCAUCAAUAAGGGAGAAGACACCUGCCAAGCUUUCUUGAGUCUCCUGCAAACUGAUGAAGACCUUCAAACCACUUUUCCGGAGCUGAGGAACUUCACCUUACCUAAAAAGACCAUCAAAGCACCGUGCUCAGAACAUGUCCUACCAGCGAGUAAGAAGAAGAAGGAUGAGCAGUACCGAAUAACAAGCUGUCCCGUUGGCGUCUGUUUGAUAAUAAACAACCUGAACUUCCAAGAUGGCACAACAAGAACUGGAUCGGAGCGAGAUGCUCGUACGAGAUUUGAAGGGCGGUGGAGACGACAGCCGAGCGCCGUUGGUCUAACGAGACACGGUCAUAUUCGUGCAGAUUGUUUGGCGGAGGUGUUCAGCUGGCUUGGCUUCCGAGUGCUGAUGUGUGAAGACCAAACCAAGCAACAGAUGGAAGACACACUGGAGUUCUUUAGCUCUCUGAACGACGCCGCGAAACCGCAGGAUUUGAACGUCAAGGAGUUCCGCGACGGUGCUUUCGUUGUUCCUCAGGAUGCCCCUAACCACGGCGACGUCUUUGUCUGCUGUGUCCUCAGUCAUGGAGCGAAGGGUGUCGUUUGUGGGGUUGAUUUCCAAACGGUGCCCAUUAAAGGAAUAACUAGAACUUUCAAGGCAAGGGACCGGUCGCCGCUUACUGGCAGACCCAAAGUGUUUUUGAUCCAGGCGUGCCAGGGGAGUCUCCCGCACCGUGGUGUGUCAUUACCUGAACACCUGACCGAUGAUUCUCAGUUCAUCCCUGAGGAAGCUGAUAUCCUCGUUGCUGUGGCAACUGUUGAGGAUUAUACAGCAAUGAGACAUAAAACAGACGGCAGCUGGUUUAUCCAAUCGGUGUGUCGGCACCUGAAGGAGGGCUGUCCCAGGGGUGAAGACAUGGUCACCAUCCUUCACCGUGUCAAUGACCAAGUAAGCCGGAAGGAGGCCUCCCAAAUAGCUGGCGAAUCAAAACAGAUGCCUGAGGUUCGAUUCACUCUGAGGAAGACACUCGUGUUGUCGCCACUGCACAACUGAAAUGCAAUUACUAAUCUCAAGCUCCAUAAUCAUAGCACAUCAAUGUUUUUAUAUUGGAUAUAAAUAUAUAUAUAUUUCAUUAUACUUUGUUGGUAGAAUACAUUGUUUUGUUACCUGUCCCUUUUCUGUUUUGGGGGGUGUAGCUUUGCUCCUUUGACUAAUAUGUGCUUUUUUUAAUUUCAUGGUGUUUUGUUUGAUACACUAUAUUGCCAAAGGUUUUUGGAACCCAUCCAAAUGAUGAGAAUCAGGUGUCCUAAUCACUUGGCCCGGUGUAGAAAAUCAAGCACUUGGGCAUUUUUUAAAGAAUGGGCCAGCUUGGAACUGUCAUAGGAUGCUACUUGUGCAACAUAUCCAGUCGUGAAAUGUAACUUUAACUUUAUUAUAAGAAAAGUGAAGAGUUUGGGAACAACAGCAACUCAGCCACCAAGUGGUAGGCCACGUAAACUGACAGAGAGGGGUCAGUGGAUGCUGAAGCACAUAGUGCAAAGACUUUCUGCACAGUCAGUUGCUACAGAGCGCCAAACUUCAUGUGACCUUCCAAUUAGCCCACGUACAGUACGCAGAGAGCUUCAUGGAAUGGGUUUCCAUGGCCGUGCAGCUGCAUCUAAGCCCUGCAUCACCAAGUCCAAUGCAAAGCGUGGGAUACAGUGGUGUAAAGCACGUCCCCACUGGACUCUAGAGCAGUGGAGACACCUUCUAUGGAGUGAUGAAUCACGCUUUUCCAUCUGGCAAUCUGAUGGACCAGUCCUGGAAAAACAACCCCACACCAUAAUUCCUCCUCCACCAAAAUGUCACACUCGGCACAAUGCAGUCCGAAAUGUACCGUUCUCCUGGCAACCUCCAACCCAGACUCAGAUUCUGAUCAUUUGGAUGGGUGGCCAAAUACUUUUGGCAAUAUAGAGUAUAUUUUAUAUAAUGUUCCAUUCAAGAAAAAUAUAAUCUUUCAUUAAAGGCCUACACUUGAUGUGACAUUAAUAUCCAUAAGAAGUGAAUAUAAACAUGCGUGUAUAUGUUGGUGCUUUCACUGCUGUCGUCUUUUCUAUUUUUCUCAAUUGUUGUCUUUGUGUGUAGAGAUUCAUUAAAAUAUUUUGCUGACAAAA